CAACUAUUAUUCCACAUCGUGACGAGAAAAUGUAAGGAAUCUGAGGUCAGCGAACUAUGGUUAAUAUCCUUAUAUUGUAAACUAGAGUCGUAUAGACACGAAACACGUCACCAUCAGCUUGACAUCAUGUCAUAUAAUCCUAUAUUACUACACCAUUGUCAGCUUGAAGAGUGCAGCGGUUUAUGCCUCCCCAAUGAAAAUACUCCCGCUCUGAUGUGUCAUAAAUAUAUGAUCAUUUGGCAGUCUGUUUAACGGUCUCGUGGCGUUGACUAGGACAGCAACUCAGAAGACAAAAUCAGAUAAGAUGAUGAAGAGAAGAAAAACAUGUUAAAGCAAUUGCAAAAAAUAAUUACAAUACAGUUACAUGGUAGACGUACAUUUUACAAUACAGUAUUGGUUAAACAUGAUCAUCAUCAGAGUGUUUAUUUUGACACAGCUCCUUAUUUUAGAGUCGAGAGCUCAGAAGGGCAAUGGCAAGGGAAACGGCAAGGGGUUAGUGGAUGGUUUACCGACUCCUGUUGUUUAUACUUUUGACUUAGACACGGAAGGAUUUACAUCAAUUCCACCGGAUGCUUCGCUAAGGAAUUGCGAUAACAUAGAUAAUUGCAACUUCCAAAUAACAUCGCCUUCCCCUACUGAGCCUACUGAAUUGUAUUCUCCUAUAAUUACUCAUCGGUCGAGCGACUAUACAUUUAAACUAAGUUUCAAAGUGUUGUCUGCUGUGGCGACCGCAGGAUCUCUCCUGCUAUUUCGUCAAGAUGCAAGCACAAAUGUGCGGACAGAGAUAUGGCGUAAUCCGGCAGUGUUCUUACCUCAACGCAUUACUUACGAGGGCCUUCCAAAUGGAGAAUACAGAUUGGUUUUUGUCGUCACUGGCGCCACUGUACAAAUUGAUCACAUCGAACUAUAUGGAUCGCAUUGGGCUCCUUGGGAUGGAGGUGAGACGUGCUCAACCACUUGCGAGGAAGGAGUGAAGACAUUCACCCGUGUUUGCCUACAUCCAGAAGACAGAUUACCCAGAGAUUCGUGCAUUGGAGAAACAGUGAAAUAUGAAUAUUGCAAUAAGGGACCUUGUCCAAUUGAUGGAUUCUGGGGCGACUGGAAAAAUCCAAGUAUAUGUUCUGCAACAUGUGGCGGCGAUGGAUCCAUGUCUUAUACAAGAGAAUGCGACAGCCCGGCCCCGAUGUUCGGUGGAGCUGCCUGUGUCGGACCCAGUAUUCUGAACACGCCAUGCAAUAGAUUUCCUUGCUCCGUUUGCGACUCGGAAAACGGUGUAGCCGACUUCUUUGUUGACGCUUACUCCGCUAUAAGUUCCAAUUCUCUUGAUGCGAUUGUUUCAUUCGAUGACACGUACAAGGGAUUGAUAGAAACCGCCGUGAAGAAAUGUACUGGAGGGAAUAAGGAUUUUUGCCAAAUUCGAGAUGUACUAUUCAAUUUUGCAAAAAUGAGAGACGCCAGGAACAAAGUUGGCGUUGGUUAUAGGGAUAUAUCUGACUCUGAAUUAAAGUCAGUUGGUCUUCAAUCUUAUCUCUCUGAAUUGAAGCAAGUUUACCUGAGACAUCAGCAGCUGUAUGACGUCUACACUGGAAUGAAUAUUGAAAUGAACCAAACGACCAGAGAAUUUAAAUACCUUAAUGCAUUUUACAGAGCUCAGAUCGAUUAUAACAUCGAAAUUGCAAGACAAGACUUGGCUACAAUCAACUCCUUUUUCGAAAGCAUUCUCGCAACAGUUAAAUCCAUGUCAGAGGAUGUUGAAGAUGACUUCCAGCAACUUCACAUACGUGCUGGUGUGAUGGUUGCAGCUGAACUAGUAGAGCUCAUCGCGACUAACGCUGCGACUAUUGCUGGGUGUGUAGCAAGCUCAGUCAUCCUCGCUCCCUGUUCGGGAAGCGACAUUUGGGAACUUGCAGCCUUAUUAUCGACCGUAACCAAGAAUAGCGCCAUCGCCGUGAUGUGGAUUCAAGUGGAGGAGAGAAUGAGAACAAAUGUAGAUAGUAUUCUGGCUGAUAUAGAACUGGCUAAAAAUGAAAUUAAUGCAUUGGAAGAUUCUCUGAAUUUCAUCGAAGAUGACCUUAAAUUUGCUGAGGGCGAUGAAAUAGAAAUUAUAAAUAGGAAGCUUCUUGAUUUUGUAAAUCAAUAUGGAGGCACUCCGUCAGUGGGAAUAUCGGGUUCAAAGGCCGCAUCAAUAUUCACAGAAUACUCAAAUCAUAUGGGAAGAGUUUGUGAAUACUACUAUGAAACGGAGGCAAUUGCAUCAGGGGUUAUAGCUCUUGGGCUUACCAACUUUUUCGUAUUAAAAUGCCCAAAAAUGCUCGCUAGUCUGGCUGAACUUGAGGGUAAAAUUGGGACAUUAUCUGGCUACAUCGAUGACAAAGGAGGUGUGAUUAGCAGAAUUCUUGGACUUCAUAUUGCCAAAGAACAUGUGAAAUUCAUCGGUUCUACGGAGACACAAAUAAACCUGCAUGAAAUCAUCAAUGUGCUUGUUCUGGACGAGGCACGUUUGCAGUCGAUAGCUAUCCAGAUAUGUAGCACCAUAGAGUUUAGAAACGGGGGUAGGAGACCUAGUGUUUGCAAACAUGAUUACUUCACAAGAGAUGCGAUUGACCAAAUAAUGUCCCUCGUUGUAAGCGAAGAGGCUGAUAUUGAAUACAGCGUUUAUGUUCCGACAUACAAUCCAAGUGUUCCAAACGUGGAUAAAAAGUACACGAUUGACAUGAACGCACUUCUCAUGGGGGAUACGGUAUCGUUUAAGCUUCCAAACGAUCCCAUAUGGCUUUUGGAGAAUCAAUGGAUUGACUGCGCGGAUGAAUUUGAAAAGGCCAACUACAUCGAAUCUAUGGCCAUGCUUCUUCCUGACUUGCAGUGUAAUGAUGAGCAGUAUGUAGUAUGUAUGACAAUAACAACAGGCUUGUUCAGUAAACUAUACCCAACUGUUGUGUCUCCAAAAUUCAAAAGCUGUCCAAACAAAUUUGCAUUUAGUUAUCAGGGUAACUUCAAAUGGUGCCCUAUUGGUAAUUCUAUCUCCACCCCCUUCGGUCCAGCAGAAACCAUAUGUGUGAGAUCGUCACCAGAUAUUGCCACGAAAGAAGUUGGUAAUGAAAAAAUUGUCUUACAUGCAUCAUAUUAUUCUGAAUUCUACGUCACGAUGAAAUAUGACAUCAGCGACACAUGUAGAGAUGAACUGAGGGAGAGGGUUAAAGAUAUCGCAAAAGUACCAUUUGUGAUCAAGAGAUACGUCAAAUCAGAAAAUGUUGACAAUUGCUGGCCCCAACCAUGUCGAAAUGGAGGAACAUGUACUAACUCACAGGAGCCAAACAAAAUGACAUGUGACUGCCCCACAGGCGCAACUGGUCUUGAAUGUGAGAAAGUGGGUAGCGUUGUAACGGAGCUUUGGAAACCAAUUGGAGAAUGCAGUGUGACCUGUGGAGCUGGGGAACGCGAAUAUGAAGAAGUCUGCUAUGACGAGGAGGGGAAAGUUAUGAUUUGUGCUCGACCUUUAACUAAAUUUGAGGAGUGUAACGCCCAGCCUUGUCCCAUUCCCUGCCCUACCCUGGCUGAUCCCGAGGAUGGUUCCACAGUUAGCACCUGUAACAUCUGGCCAAACUGCGAACAAUUUUUUGAGUGCGAUGAUGGUUAUGAAAUUAUAGGUGGAAGUCGAUCCCGAACGUGUCAAUACAAUGGCGAAUGGACUGGAACCGAAACUGUUUGCCAAAAGUCAGACCGUGUCAAGCAAUGUGAUGAUAUAAAGGUAGACAAUGGGAAAACAGAAGGAAAUGGUAGACGACGCGGUGAUCUCCGUGUGUAUAGUUGCAAAAACGGCUACACGCUAAGUGGAAGUGAAGAACCGGAUAUCGGCGGUGUUGCUGCUCAGAAGGUUUGUAGCCCAUUUGAAUGUCCAGAUGGAUGGAGCCUUGUUCCUGACAGUACAGAGACAACCACUCGUUGCGUAUCGGGCGAACAAGUCACUUGUAUAGAAAACUAGCCUCAUGUGGAACUACCACAUAAUCCAAACGGUGCAUUCCCAUAGGCAUUCCUAGCUAUGAAUUGGUUCUCUCUGACGUUAUGAUAUCCAUGGUUACAACAACAAUGAAUCACUUAUGAAUGUCUACAGCUUAGAAUACUACGGUAAUGCAUACAUGAGGCCUAUCAACAAGAAAAGGACAAGACUUACUUAUCUAAAGAUGAUAUAUUGAUAAUAUUAUAUUCUAAAAUCAUUUAGUUAAAUUUAUUUUUCAUAAUACACACUGUACAUAGAGGGAAUCAGAAACGGAACGCAUGGAGGUCCCUGCAUUCAGUUUAUUGUAAAAUAAAACGCUGGUGUUAAAAUAAAUAUGGUUGUAGUUUGGCGCAAAAUGAAACAUCAUGUAUUUGUUUUUACCUGAAUUAUAUAAUCUUACACUCCCCACCAAAAUUUGGCAAGGGUAACUUUCAUUUUUGCUUAAGUCUGUU
Messenger RNA from Owenia fusiformis, 4449 nucleotides. The record is from the annotation of a GenBank genome assembly. Lineage: Eukaryota; Metazoa; Annelida; Polychaeta; Sabellida; Oweniidae.